AAAGAGGUAGUCAAAGAAUAUUUAUUACAUAGAAAAUCACUUAUUUAGAAUAGUAUAGAUACGUAAAUUACUGUUUUGAUGUGAAAAUUGCUUACUUCAGACAGCACGUAACCACCCUCGUUGUGUCUUGGUGUGCCUCCUAACACUGAAUUCAAGUCUCGGACAUAACACAAUGAAAGCUUUUCUUGUUUGUUUUGCCUUACUGAGAAUUAUUUUGUGCAGAGAUGAUUUCACAAUAACUUUCAUAAAAAGUUUCAUCAAGAACGAAGGAAAACCUACUCAGUUAAUCACUGCGGGGUUGUGCUGGACCAAAAGAUCAGAAGUGAGAUUGGUGAGCGAAAUUUCAAAACAUGGAGUAAUGUGGUCAUCAUCCUUCAAAUCUAAGUCCACAUACCACGACCAAAGCUUACUAUUUCUUGUAGAUUUGUAUUGUCCUACAUCAGAAAACGUACUUUUAUAUGCGACUUCACAGAAGCUUUUUCAAUUUCCUUUUCGCUGGUUGAUUCUGUCCACUGGAGGCGUUAACCCUGCUAACAUUGUUUUGGGGAAUCUGUCAAUAUUGAGUGACAGUGACUUGGUGUUAGCUGAGAAUAUUGGAGGGGAAUUUCUACUGACGGAGCUUUAUAGGCCAUCGAUGAAUCAUUCCAUACAAUCUAAACCGAGAGGUUACUACAACGGAACACUAAUUGAUGUUCGACAACACAAGGAAUUAUUCCGCCGGAGGAGAGAUCUAAUGGGCCAUCCUCUUACUAUGGCAAACGUUAUUCAGGAGAGCAAUGACACAAAGAAACACUUGCUCAAACAAGACCGACUAGACUUACAACACGAUGCAGCCCCAAAGCUUUGCUGGAUAGCAGCCACUCAUGCCUUCGAGAUGUUGAACGCUACACCUCGUUACAUCUUCAGCUACCGUUGGGGAUACAAGGUGAAUGGUCGGUGGUCUGGGAUGAUCGACGACAUCUGGUCCGGGAGAGCUGAUUUAGGAACCAACUGCUUCGCCUUUGCCGAUAGACUGGACGUGGUGGCUUACACCGACAUGGUCGCACCGCUGCGUACGCGCUUCAUAUUCCGUCAGCCACCAUUGACGAGCGUGUCCAACAUAUUCUCGCUGCCAUUCUCAACUAGCGUGUGGGUAGCUCUAGUAGCGUGCGUUGCUGCUUCUACCCUCACACUAUACCUUACCAGCAAAUGGGAGGUUACGUUGGAAAGUGGUCCAUCUCAGCUGGAUGGCAGUAUGGGGGAUGCGCUACUUCUGACAUUGAGCGCAGUUGCCCAGCAAGGUUGUUUCAUCGAACCUCGACGAGCGUCAGGUCGCAUCAUGGAGUGGUUUCUGUUCACGGCGCUGAUGGCUCUAUAUGCGGCCUAUUCUGCCAACAUCGUGGUGUUACUUCAAGCGCCUUCCAACUCCAUCCGUUCGCUGACGCAUCUCUCCGCCUCUAAGCUGACUCUCGCUGCACUGGACGUUGACUACAGUAGCUUCCUUUUCAGCGGUAAAUCCACUACAGAUGCUCGAACUACACUUUUGCAAUACAUUUUUGAAGGUUGGGAGCGCAGGCAAGAUGCAAUAGGUAUAUUCUGCGUUCUUUCUGUGUUUGAUUGUGUUAGCCACGACACAUUAUUGAGGAAAUCGGGGCAUUAUGGUGUCUCUAUCAAAUCAGGCGGCCUUAUUAAAGUAUACCUAUCUGAUAAAAUACAAAAAGUUGUUAUAAAUAAAACUGAAUUUGCUGACACCCCUUUGGUUGUGGGCGUGCCUCAAGGAUCAAUAUUAGUUGACAGAGGUAGCAAUUGUUUGGACGAGGUAAAUAGUGCUCUUUGGAAUGUUUUACAAUGGUUCACAUUAAAUAAUCUUUCGGUGAAUUCAAAGAACACUAAAUUUAUUAAAUUUUCUGUACCAAAUGGUCACAAAGAUCCUGUACACGUGACUAUUGCUAAAAAGGUGAUGCCAGAAAACGAGAAACCACAGUUUUACAGCAUCAACGAUGGUGUCGAGAGGAUAAGACUAGGUAUGUUUGCUCUGCACUCCAUCGUGGAGCCGAUAUACCGCCGCAUCGAGGACACAUUCCUGGAGACAGAGAAGUGUGACCUCACCGAGGUGGACUACAUCAACGGAUUUGACGCGUUCUUGCCGGUGCGGAAAACCUCGCCAUACUUGGAGCUGAUUAGAGUUGUUUUCAAGCAGAUCCGUGAGUCCGGCAUCCAGUCGGCCCUAAUCAAGCGUCUGCAGGUGCCAAAGCCACGGUGCUCGAACAAGAUGUCUGCCUUCAGCAGCGUCGGACUUUUAGACCUCGGCCCAGUUCUCAUCUUUAUGCUUUACGGCGCUGCUCUCUCUAUCGUUAUCCUGAUUGCCGAAAUAAUUUAUUUUAAAAUGUAA
This is a messenger RNA of Chilo suppressalis (striped riceborer), 2371 nucleotides long. Lineage: Eukaryota; Metazoa; Arthropoda; Insecta; Lepidoptera; Crambidae. The record is from the annotation of a GenBank genome assembly.